Messenger RNA from Nezara viridula (southern green stink bug), 5557 nucleotides. The record is from the annotation of a GenBank genome assembly. Lineage: Eukaryota; Metazoa; Arthropoda; Insecta; Hemiptera; Pentatomidae.
CCAACCCUUAUUCGUGAGGCCAGUUCGUAGUGCUACGUAGGCGGCGCUCGCCCUACAUUCUAGUUACGAUCUUUUUUGUUUUGGACUUUUUUCUUAAGGAUCUUAAGUGUAUUAGUUUAAUUACCAAUUUCACUACAAUAAGUUUUCCCCUUCAGCUUUAUUACUGUAACUAUAGCAACAUGUCAAAGAAAAGCUGUUCAAGUACUUCGACUGUAAGGAGUAUCCAAAAUGGCGUGGAAAGGGUGUGCUUAUAGGAUGUCUUUGCCUUUACCUACAGUUUUGAAAAGAAACAGUUAAAGGUGACAAUGGUUUGAUGACUUAGAAAAUCAAACACUUAAGAAGAUCAGAUACAUGGAAGUGAUUUGUGUGUAACUACCAGUAACCUUGCAUCCUGAUUAAUAUUUUUUUAUUACUUUUUGUAAGAAUGAACAGUCCUGCUUUGAAGAAUUAUGAAGAACUCUGCAGAUUAUGUGCUUCAUAUGAUGCCAUCAAGAUUCCUAUUUUCAGUGAUCGUGGUAGAGAAAGAAACCUCAAAGAUAAAAUCACUACUUGCCUGCCAUUUGAUGUUUCUGAAGAUGAUUUGUUACCAAAGUCACUAUGUUACCGUUGUAUUUAUAAUUUGGAGAAUUUUUAUGACUUCCGCCGUGGGUGCAUUGAUGCUAGAACCAGACUAGAAAACGUUAUAAAAGAAGUUUUGAAGCAUGAACCAAAGGAAGAAGGUACUUGUGUUAAGAUAGAGGAUAUUAAAGAAAGGAAUGUAGAUGAUGAGCACCAAAUAGAAGAUGAUCUAAUUGAAUCUGAUGGUGAAGGAGAUUGCCCCAAUCCUGCUGAUUUUUUAGAAGCUUGUUUGGGUGAAUCACCUCAUAAUCCUAAGCCUGGAGAUGAAGAAGAAGGAUCUUAUUCUUGCAGGAUUUGUGAUAGGCAAUUUAAUUCAAAAAGUUCUCUUACAAUACAUUUAAAGUUUCAUCAAGACAGCAUUGGUCAAGAAAGUGAUAAAGAAAAUUAUGCUUGCUAUGUUUGUGAAAAAGUAUUUUCAAGUAAAGGUCAUUUGGCACUUCACUCAAAAGUUCAUAUUGGAGAGACAAGUUCACCAGCAGUGUCCAAUUCUAGCAGAUCAAGUCCACAACAUCUCCACAAAGCAAACAUUAAGCUUUAUCGUUGUGACCUGUGCAACAAAUCUUAUUCAAUGGCUAAACAUCUAUGGGGUCAUGUGAGUACUACUCAUAAAGGCCAUCCAAUGGUUACAUGUGGUUUAUGUCAGCGAACAUUUUCUUCGGUUUCUAACCUUGAAGAUCACAAACGUGUUAAACAUAAGGAUGAAAGCAAUACAGAGCUUAUAUCUGAUCCCUCCUCGGGCUUUGAAGAAGGUGUUCCUGAUUUUCUGAUAGAAAAGAAACCUGAAGAGGUAACCUCAAAUAGAAGAAAAAAUUCAAAACCAAGAAAAAUUGAAAGAGAAGUAUCUCAAAAUGAUUGUUAUAUACAAUCUGAAAAUAAUGAAAGUCCAAUGAAACAAGAAUUUGAAAAAACCUCCACGGAACCAGUUUACUCUUGCCUUUUAUGCCAUGACAAAUUCACAGAAGCUGAUCAUUUAAGCCAACAUCUUUCUGAUUCCCAUGGUUAUGAUGGACCUUUAGACUUCAGUACCUAUCGUGAUGAAACUGGUGAAGAUUAUGCUGAGAGUAUGAUGGAAUUAGAAACAGUGUUUUGUUGUGAGAUCUGUAUUAGAGAAUUCAAUGAUAGAGGUAGUUUAUGGUUGCACAUGUUAUAUUCUCAUCGCGAUGAAGCUUCUAAAGCUUGUGGUGUUUGUUUGAAAAUAUGUGAUGAUACUGAAAGUUUGACUCAGCACGUAGAGUCUGCUCAUCCCAGAAGUAAAACUGAUCAGAGGAGAUAUAGCUGCCAAGUCUGUGCUAGGCAGCAUGAUUCCCGUAAAAAACUAGUUACUCAUGCUAAAAUUCAUAACUUAGUCGAUGCUGAAGGAAAUCUUGUUGACCCUGAAUCAGUUGUUAUUCUAAAUAGUGACUUUUAUCCUGAUGGUUUCACUGGCCCACCACUUGAUGAUAGUUAUAUGCAUAGUUGUGAGAUAUGUUUCAAAGUCUUUGAAAAUGAUACAAAAUUAUUAAAACAUAAAAGAAGUGCCCAUCGGGAUUCUAUGGGUUCCUUAAAUUCAUUAAAUUCUGGGGCAUAUCAUUUUUAUUUUGCAUGUGAGAUUUGUGGACUUUCUCAUUUAUCGCGUUCAGAAAGGUGGCGUCAUAUGGCUUCAACACAUGCUGGAGAUUUGAGCGUUACGUGUGAGGUUCCAGAAUGUGGAAAAGUUUUUCCCACCAGCUCUAUUAAAAAGGAACAUGCUGCUCAUCAUGCUGCUCAAGGCCAAUAUCCGAAUACGUGUGAAGUUUGUGGGAAAAUGUGGAAAACAAGGGUGGAAUAUUGGAAGCAUAUGAUGGGUGUUCAUCCUGAUUGCUUACCUUUUAUAUGUGGAGUAUGUCUAAAAGUGUUUUGUAACUUAUCAAACUUAGUAAGUCAUGUUCGGGAAAAACAUUGGCCAUUGUUGGGAGGAGAUUUUUGUUGUGAUAUUUGUGGUAGACCAUAUUCUAAAGUAUCUAAAAUGACUCGGCACAGGAAAGUGCAUUAUGUACCUGGUAAUCCACCAGAACUUCAAGCUCUUCUUGAAAAUCCUAAGGUAGAAAGUGAACCUCAUUUCCUUCAGCAAACAUCUACAUUGGCCUGUGAUUUAUGUGAUGGUAAUACUUUUGAAUAUGCCAAUGUGGAAGAACUUGGUAAGCAUAGGCAAGAAACACACAAUGUAAUGCCAUGUGAUUUAUGUACAAAAUAUUAUGGAAGAACGUCACAUUUAUGGAAACAUGUAAAUAAAAUUCAUAAAGGUCACCCUGAUGUUACUUGCCCUACUUGUCAGCGUACAUCUGCAUCGAAAUCUCAUUUAGCCACACAUAUUGCCAAGCAUCAUCGUAGUGAAGAUUUGGUUAGUUCUAAAGGUGAAAAAGAAAGUAAUGGCAUACAUACUUGUGCAAAAUGUUCAAAAGUGUUUAGAAAAGAAACAUUAGUAAGAAAACAUGCCAAACAUUGUAAAGGUCCCAGACCAACACCAAUCCCUCUUCCAGCACCAGUUGAUGGAGUGUACACAUGUGAAAGAUGUGAUAAAUCUUUUAGUCUCAGUAAUUUGCUUUAUAAACACAUGAAGAGUUCACAUGUAACAUUUUCUUGUGAACUUUGUGAAACCAAGUGCAAUACUAAAACAGAACUUUAUCAACAUAUUUGUGCUGAGCAUGCUGACCAUCCUGAUGUUAAGUGUGGUGUCACUGGUUGUGAUAAAAUUUUAAGGUGUAAAGCAGACCUUGAGAAACAUCAGAAAGGACAUCGUUUGAGUUUUCAUCUACAUUACUGUAUAUUCUGUGCUGAAUUAGUUACUAGUAAAUAUAAGAUGAGAAGACACUUAAAAGCAAUCCAUGCUAAUGAAAGUAAGUAUUUAUGUGCUAUUUGUCUGAAAGCAUUACCUGGUUAUAAAGAACUUCAAGCUCAUGUUCAGGCAACUCAUCAAGCUGCAUUACAGCGAGCCUUUGCUUGUCAUGUAUGUGGCAAACCUUGUACGAAUAAAUCAAAACUAAUGGAACAUAUUAAGUACCAUGGAGCUAAUUUCCUUCCUUGCAAAAUUUGUUUAAAAAUAUUUUCAUCUAAAGAAGAACUUGAUAAUCACAUAGAUAAUCAUCCUAGUGAUAGUGGAGAUGAAGAAGACCAGGUAGAAGAUGUGGAACUUGAUACAAACAGUAUAAUGGAUAUUAUCGGUGCUCCAAAAAAUAAUGUAAAUGAAAAAAUUGAGGAGAAGGAAAAUGAAAAACGAAAAGCUAAGACAGAAAGUGAAAAUAGCAAACCAAAAAAGAAAACUAAACUUGAAAUACUUUGUACUAUAUGUUCUGACAUUUUCACUUCCAAUAUAGAUUUAAAGAAACAUAUGAGAGAUGCACAUAAAAAUAAAAUACCUGAUGAGACAUCAGAAAAUAAUGUCUCUGGCUGUACCAAUAGUGAAAAUAAAACUGAAUGGGAAACAACUAAUUCAGAUAAAAGUUUUAUGCAUCAACUUGGUCUCAUGCCUGAAACAGAAAAAUCUAAAUUAAAAACUGUUAGAAAGGUUUAUACUGAUGAUUUUACACCCAGUGAAUGUGAACUGUGUGGCAAAGUUUGGCCAGCCAAACGCCAUCUUUGGCAACAUUUGAUCAGGUUUCAUAAAUCAGAAGCAGGUAGGACUUGUGGGGUCUGUUUGAAACUGUGCCCUGAUUUUCCUUGUUUGAGUGCUCAUUUGGCAAUAGAACAUCCUAAUAAUUUUGAUGGUGAAGCAACUAAUGUUUCCUGUCGUGUAUGUGGUAAAUAUCAUGGUGCUAGAUCAAAGUUAUUAAGUCAUGCCAUUAUACAUGUAGGGCAUGAAGAAAGAGCUGUAGAUGAUGUACAUCAUUGUCUGAUUUGUAAGGAUACUUUUGUAGAAUUCACCCAAUUUUGUGAUCAUAUUAGAAAAGAUCAUAAAAUUGAUGAAGGUGAAGGUAAAUAUUCCAUUAGCGAACCUGAAACCUGUGUAGAUAAAAAUGCUGAGACAAACUCUGUUAAUGGCAGUGAACAUUCUAAAUUACCUUUUCAUUCAUGUGAAGUAUGUUCUUUAGUUUUUGCCAGUGAAAUUGGAUUAACAAAUCAUAGGAGAAUUCAUGAGCAUUCUGAUCAUUUCAAGUGUGGGCAAUGUGGUGAAGUUUUUGUAUCUGCUGAAAAUCUUUGUACCCAUAAACUACAAAAACACAAAGGUACAGAAUUUGUUUGUGCUGACUGCAAAUCAAAUUUUUCUACUUAUAACCAACUAACUGAACAUAAUAAGCAAUGUAAAAUGAAACUGAAAAAUAUGGGUGACAAUAAUUCCGAUGAUGAUGAACUUCUCCUGGAUGACGAUAUAGAAGAAUUAGAGACAUCUUAUGGAGCGAAUGACACUCAUAUGUCCUCUGAAUCUGAUAUUGACAAAUCAGAAAUUUUAGAUGAAACUGAUGAUAAGUCGGAAAUUUUGAAUGAAAAUGAUAUAGAGUCAGAGGAAUCUACCAGCGAAGAAGAAGAAGAAAAAUCAAACACAUCUGAUACUUCAUCCCAUAAAGAACCUAAAGCUGUUGAAGCAUUCUUAGGUGGUACAAAUGUUGAAGUUGUUCAGAUUGAUCUUUCUGACGAUAACUCUAAUUCAAAAGUGAAUGAAAACUAACAAGACUGGCUGUAAAUUGAACUGCUUAAUUUUUAAAGACACUAGAUUAGAAAACAUUCCAAAGUAAACUAUCCAUGUAGUCCAAGGGUCCACACUUAACUUUUUUUAAAUUUUAAGAUUUCUAAUUCACUGUAACUAACACUCUAUUUCUCUGUCCCAGAUUCAUAUGCAUUUGUAUGUUUGUGUAUUAAUAUUUAUGCUCACAAUUUUACACAUCCCUAAGAGUAUACAUUUUAAAACAUACAAUGACAUACAUACUGUUUCAUGAAUUUCCAUAUUUAAAAAUUAUAUAGCGUAGAAAAGAAUUUUAUUGUUGUA